Molecule: messenger RNA, 1791 nt
Organism: Medicago truncatula (barrel medic)
Lineage: Eukaryota; Viridiplantae; Streptophyta; Magnoliopsida; Fabales; Fabaceae
Product: gibberellin receptor GID1B
Exons: 2
Coding region: 417-1469 (350 amino acids)
Biological process (GO): floral organ morphogenesis; positive regulation of gibberellic acid mediated signaling pathway; raffinose family oligosaccharide biosynthetic process
Cellular component (GO): cytoplasm; nucleus
Molecular function (GO): hydrolase activity; gibberellin binding
Source: RefSeq, a predicted model, not a curated record
UCGUGUCCUUCGUCUCCGUCCAUUCCCGUCGUUCCUUUGCGUUUGACUCUCUCUCUCUCUCUCUCUGAUAUCUAUGAUCCCUCUCUGUCUCUAAGCUAAGCUACCUCUGUUCUCUUUUGUUUUGUUUCUUUCAUACCUUCUUCUUCUUCUUUACUCAAUCCCUUCUCUUCAAUUAAUACACCACCAACCUUUGAGAUUAAACUUAUACGUACACAACAACCUACGCUACGUACACUUUUAUCUCUACAUACCCUUUUCUAACCCACAUCACUUCAACUCUUUCACCAACGUUUUUUCUAUUCCUCUUCUGUUCUCUUCUCCAUGAGGAUCACUCUUUCUUCUUAGCCCUUUCUUUGUGUGUUCUUUCUUUCUCUUCCAUUAUUAUUCUGUUCUUUCUCAAAAACAACUAACCAGACAUGACUGGUACUAAUGAAGUCAACCUCAGUGAAUCUAGGAGUGUUGUUCCAUUGAAUACUUAUGUUCUUAUCUCAAAUUUCAAGCUUGCUUACAAUCUUCUAAGAAGAGCAGAUGGAACAUUCAACAGAGAUUUAGCAGAGUUUCUUGACAGAAAAGUCCCCGCAAACGCUAUUCCGGUCGAUGGAGUCUUUUCAUUCGAUCAUAUCGAACGAAACACCGGUCUAUUCAAUCGUGUUUAUCUACCAUCAUCUUCAGAAAAUGAAUCUCAAUGGGGUGUUAAAGAUUUAGAGAAACCAUUAAGUACAACAGAAAUUGUUCCUGUUAUAGUAUUCUUCCAUGGUGGAAGCUUCUCUCAUUCUUCAGCAAAUAGUGCUAUAUAUGAUACAUUUUGUAGAAGGUUAGUAAGUGUUUGUAAAGCUGCUGUUGUUUCGGUCAAUUACCGACGAUCACCGGAGUAUCGGUUUCCAUGUGCUUAUGAAGAUGGUUGGAAUGCACUCAAAUGGGUGAAGUCAAGAAAAUGGCUUCAAAGUGGGAAAGAAAAGAAAGUUUAUGUUUACAUGGCAGGUGAUAGUUCUGGUGGAAACAUUGUUCAUCAUGUAGCAGUGAAAGCUUGUGAGGAAAAAGCAGAAGGAAUUGAAGUGUUAGGGAACAUUCUUCUUCAUCCUUUGUUUGGUGGUGAAAAAAGAACAGAUUCUGAAAUGAGAUUAGAUGGAAAGUACUUUGUUAGAUUACAAGAUCGUGAUUGGUAUUGGAGGGCUUUUUUACCAGAAGGUGAAGAUAGAGACCACCCUGCUUGUAACCCGUUUGGUCCAAAAGGGGAAAAAAAUCUUAAAGGACUUGAUAAGUUUCCUAAAAGUCUUGUUUGUGUUGCUGGUUUGGAUCUUUUACAAGAUUGGCAAUUAGCUUAUGUGGAUGGUUUAAGGAAUUUUGGUCAAGAUGUUAAACUUCUUUACCUUAAGGAGGCUACUAUUGGUUUUUACUUCUUGCCUAAUAACGAUCAUUUCUAUUGCCUUAUGGAGGAAAUCAAGAACUUUGUUAAUCCUAACUGUUAAUACUAUUACUUAACCUUCACCCUUACUUAACAAAAGCUUGAAUUUUUCAUUUGUUUUGUUUUUGUUUUUGUUUUUAGUCUUUGUAUCUUUUCUUCCCCAAGUAAUGGUGUGUACUUAAAGAAUUAUGUAGCAUUACUAUUAUAACAUCUAUGAUGGUCAAUUUUAGAGAGGAGAUUGAAGAUUAGGUAUUGGUUGAUGGUUUGGUAUUUGAGGAUUGUAUUAUCCUCUUGUAGUAGUAAUUACUGAAUGUGACAUGGAGAAUAUCCCAACCUGAUAUUUAUGAAUGUAUAAUAUAUAUAGUUAUAUAGUUUUGUCUUGGAUA